Messenger RNA from Exophiala bonariae, 858 nucleotides. RefSeq lists its product as uncharacterized. Gene Ontology annotation, molecular function: fatty acyl-CoA hydrolase activity. Lineage: Eukaryota; Fungi; Ascomycota; Eurotiomycetes; Chaetothyriales; Herpotrichiellaceae. Gene Ontology annotation, cellular component: mitochondrion. The record is from RefSeq and is a predicted model, not a curated record. The transcript has a single exon. Bases 1 to 858 code for a protein of 285 amino acids.
AUGAUAAUACAGCGUCGCAUUGGGCACAUAGCCCGAAGGUUGACUUCAACGACGAACGAUGCCGUGACAAUUCGACAAUAUUCCGCUGCGGCGGUGCCGAAGACGGAGGAGCCCAAAACCCCAGUAUCGCCUCGAUGGCUCUCGGACACCAAAACACGCAUCGGCAAAUGUAUAACAUUCGGGCUGCCGGCGCCUCUCGUGGAUGAAGCGGGCAAGAUCCUCCGCGUGCUUGGUACGGACUGGCGCAAUCUCGUUGCCGGCAGUGAAGGGUACCUGACGGACAAAGAACGGGCAGGCCUCCACCGGCAGAGCAUCGUCUGGGGCGAACAGGAUUCGAUGGGCCAUGUCAACAACGUCAUGUACGUGCGAUUCGCUGAGAGCGGGCGCUGUAACUGGACGCGUAACAUCGGACAGUACUUCGACCCCCGGCAUAAGACGGCAUGGGAAGAGCUACUGACGAACCGCGGGAUCGGUCUGAUCCUCAAGAGCAUCACCGUCGAUUUCAAGUUUCCCAUGACCUGGCCCGACCGGAUUUCGGUCUAUCAUAAGCUGAGAUCGAGGCCGGAUGAGUCGACGCAGUCGAUGGUUCUGGACGUCAUGAUUCUCUCCGAAGGCAAACAGCGACCCGCCGCGCGGUGUUUGGAGGACGUCGUGGUCUAUGAUUAUAAAGUGGGCAAGAAAAGUCGGCUGGAACCAUUUAUGUUGGCAAAAUUCAAGGAGAUUUACGAUCUCCAGGAGGCAGCCAAAACGGAGAAUCUGGAGAAGAUUCAGUCGAUCGAACAGCAAGUGCGACGUCUAGAGACAGAGAGCUGGGAUCGACCUGACGCCAAGGAGGACUUUGGUAGUGCUGCAGCAUGA